UAGGAAAUGUAAGUUUACCAGAUCUAGAUUCUAGAUCUAGAUCAUGUACAAUGUACAACUAAGCUUUGCUAAGCUAAGGUUCAAGCAUUGAUCAGAGGUUUCAGCACUUACAAUGUCUAGCCAACAAUGAGUACUAGAACACCCAGCUUAACACACCGGCGUUUGUUGAAAAACCAACUAAACCGAUUACAUAUUCCAGCAUAUGACAAUUCUGAAGAAGUAAGAUAUAUACCAGAACAGAACAGAGACAACAAUUUGACUGUAAAUGAAUGUUGUGAACUAUUUCAAGAAUUUGUGUUAGAAAAUUUCAGGAAAGAAAAUUUGCAAUAUGAUGAACUACUAUUGCUCUUCCCUGAAAAGAAAAUUACAUCUUGUACUAAAGCAAGGGUUGAUCUCAGCAAGAUGACUAGAGAAUUGGAGUCAUCAAAAGAGAGAAAGAACUUAAAAGACUAUGCAAGUCAGAUAGAUAUGAGUGUUGACCAAGAAUCAUAUUUUGACAUUCUUCAUGGCGUGUUAAGCUAUCAGAUCAAUAUCAAACAAGUCUUACUGCUGUUUUACUUCUGUUCUGAUGUGGCCACUGUGGCACUCACAAAGAGCACCAAUCUUUGUAAACAGUUUAUUAAUUGGUCACUUACUUUCAUGAUAAAACACAUUUGUCCAUGGGUUCAAUAUCAAGGUGGAUGGGAUAACGUUUUUAAGAAUCCGAGCAUUUCAUUGUACAGAUUUCUUUUGCUGAUGGCAGCUGGUGCUCUAUUUUUGACUGUCUUUAGGUAUUUAAAAUAAUUAUAUUUUACAAUAUAAUAGAGAUUAAUCAAAAACUAUGCAGACUAUAUACGUUUGAUUUUUAAAAAUUUCAUUCAUUGAGGUGAUGCUCAGUUGUUUGAAUAUUUUUUAAUGAAUGUAAGUAAAAGAGAAAUAAUAUUUUAAAUGAUCUGAUCACAUUAAUAUUUUGUUUUAAUGACAUUAGCGUUCCUUUAAAACAUUAUUGACAAAAGUUAAUAUUUAUGUACAAUUAUUUUAUCAAUGGUUGUACUAAAAUAAAGUUAAUUUAUUUUAUUAAGAUAAUCAAAUGACAAUCAAAAGCAUUUUCCCUCAAAACACUUUUUGACACUUGAUGAAUUAGGGAUUAAUGGUUUUUUUUUUACUUUUAAUAACUUUUUAAUUUAGAUUUUUUAGUUUUGCAUUAUUAACCUAUGUUGAUCACAUCCACGAUUUAUUUUAAUAGCAGAAGCAUUUUUUAAACAUCAUUUAUAAAAAGUUUUAAGUAAAUAAUUCAGGCCUACAAUUAAUUUUUUUAUAUUUUUUUAGUUUUGCAUAAUUAAUCUCUGUUGACAGUAAUAAAAAAAAUAAUGUAAUAUAAAAACUUUUCUUUUAAUCAAGACAAAAAAUUAUAUAUCCUUUUAAAAUUAUGUAUUCUACCAUAUCUGUAAUUACAUUUUCUGCUUCAAAUAAAUUCUUUUAACCUACUUUAAUCAAACUAAGUAUGUUAGACAUCAUUUUGUCAAAACGAAUCUAUUGUGACUAUAGUCAACUAGCUUGUUGUGAAUUUAUAAACUAACCAUUCUUUUUUUUUUAUAUUUUGCAACCAAUAUUUGAGCUACUUCUGGUGGCAGCUGUUUUGUUGGUUAAAGAUAUAUUUCUCUUCUAUAGUUGCUAAAUGAUCUCAUAAAUUUUUCUGUAGAUUUUGGAUGAUCUCAUCAAUUAUUUCUGUGGGCUUAGUUGUUGAAUGAUCUCAAUAGUAUUUGUGAUAACAGAUUUUUUUUUAAAUUUGCCUUGUGGCUGUUAGAAAAAAAUGUAUAUAUUGCUUGUAUUUAUAUUGGGCAUUUAUUGCGAGAAUGCAGUUUUUGUACUACUUACAGUUUUUUUAUACCUCAUAAACAUUUAUAUAACACCACUACCCACACAAAUCAUAAAAUCUGAUAUUAUGGCAAAUUGGAUAGGCUAUACGGUUGUGUCUAGCACGUAAAUAACUCAUUUUCUAAUAAAACAUUUUUGUUAUCUAAAAGAUAUUUUAAAAUUAUGACUUUUAUAUUAAUACAUUAUAUGGCACUGCAUGGCCUAGCGGUAGAGAGCUAGACUUCUAACCUGAAUACCUCAAGUUCAAAUCAGUAGAACAUCACUCAGUCCACCAAGAUCUGAUGGGAAAGUAAAGGCGGCUGGGUAUAGUGCUGACCACACUAUCCCUUCAUAAGCCAAAACACAUGAACUCUACUUUGUUUGCCCCAUGUGUCUUGGACACGAAUGAAAAAUAACAUUCAUACAGAAUUGUAUUAACGUGUUGCUGUGCUUAACUAUGUAAUAUGCAUAAUGAUUUGUUUUAUUUUAAGGUUCAUUAA
Molecule: messenger RNA, 2336 nt
Organism: Physella acuta
Lineage: Eukaryota; Metazoa; Mollusca; Gastropoda; Physidae
Product: apoptosis regulator BAX
Biological process (GO): regulation of apoptotic process; extrinsic apoptotic signaling pathway in absence of ligand; intrinsic apoptotic signaling pathway in response to DNA damage
Cellular component (GO): mitochondrial outer membrane
Molecular function (GO): BH domain binding
Source: RefSeq, a predicted model, not a curated record